This is a messenger RNA of Cylindrotheca closterium, 732 nucleotides long. NCBI's taxonomy places the organism in Eukaryota, Bacillariophyta, Bacillariophyceae, Bacillariales, Bacillariaceae. The record is from the annotation of a GenBank genome assembly.
AUGUCAAUGCACAGUUUCAAAACCUCCAGCGCUCACAAAAGGUCCAUGGAAACCAGCAUGGAACCAGCAGAGACCGAUGAAUCUGAAAGUCUCCACUUUCAAACACCAACCAAGGAUGAAACCGCUCCUAUCAUGAGGAAAGAGCGCAAAGUUUGCUUCAACAGCCGAGUCCGAUGUAGGCGCUCCAUAGCACCCAUCACGAACCCAGAUAAUCUCUGGUAUUCCAAGCAAGACCUUGCGAACUUGCGAAAGCAAGACAAACGGCUUCAGAACCUUGCCAUGGCUGGGGUUACAUCUUUCGUCGGAGAUGACGACACUGAAGAAAUCUCCUAUGUUGGCCUUUAUUCCGCGAAGGAGCGCAGACAACGAAUCAAGCGCAUUAAAGAAUCAAAGACAUGCGUCUUGAGUGAACAAUUGCAACAAGAAGAAAAAUUCUACAACGAAAUAUAUGAUCUUUCUGAUUUCAAUCUGAAUCAAGAAUCCAUUGCGGAAUAUUUCUCCGUCUUCUCCAUCAGAGCUGCCAGGGUUGCCCAUAUGAAGGGACUGCAAGUUUCUCGGCACGUUGAGAACUUGUCAGCAGAGGAAUCAACAGAUAGCGAUGAUAGUCAACCAUCCUGCAGCCAACAUUCUCGCCCACAGCGUUCCAAGGCUAUUUCAGGCCAUUGCCCAGUACGGAACUCUUCGAUCCAAUCUGCUGGCAGCUUAAUUGCCCGCUUGACGACAGCGGCAUAA